AUGGUGCGGAUUAGCGUGCUCCGUGACUGUCUCAACAACAUCGUGAAUGCCGAGAAGCGCGGCAAGAGGCAGGUCCUGAUCAGGCCAAACUCCAAGGUCAUCAUCAAGUUCUUGCAGGUGAUGCAGAAGCACGGCUACAUUGGUGACCUGGAGAUCAUAGAUGACCAUCGUGCUGGCAAGGUUGUUGUGGAGCUCAUUGGUCGCAUCAACAAGUGCGGCGUGAUCUCUCCUCGGUUCGACGUCUCCGUCGCGGGCAUUGAGCAGAUGGCCAGUGACAUCCUCCCGUCGCGUCAGUUCGGUCAUCUCGUGCUGACCACCACAUAUGGCAUCAUGGACCAUGAGGAGGCCCGUCGCAAGCACGUCGGCGGCAAGAUUCGGUUCAGUCCAAGCCAACGGCUUUGGGGCGCCAUCGUCAAGAUGGUGCGGAUUAGCGUGCUCCGUGACUGUCUCAACAACAUCGUGAAUGCCGAGAAGCGCGGCAAGAGGCAGGUCCUGAUCAGGCCAAACUCCAAGGUCAUCAUCAAGUUCUUGCAGGUGAUGCAGAAGCACGGCUACAUUGGUGACCUGGAGAUCAUAGAUGACCAUCGUGCUGGCAAGGUUGUUGUGGAGCUCAUUGGUCGCAUCAACAAGUGCGGCGUGAUCUCUCCUCGGUUCGAUGUCUCCGUCGCGGGCAUUGAGCAGAUGGCCAGUGACAUCCUCCCGUCGCGUCAGUUCGGUCAUCUCGUGCUGACCACCACAUAUGGCAUCAUGGACCACGAGGAGGCCCGUCGCAAGCACGUCGGCGGCAAGAUUGUGGGCUUCUUCUUCUGAGUGCAGACAGGAAUAGAAACUAGCUGGAUCAGUGGUCGUGGGCUUGGAAUGUGCA
Messenger RNA from Effrenium voratum, 865 nucleotides. NCBI's taxonomy places the organism in Eukaryota, Dinophyceae, Suessiales, Symbiodiniaceae. The record is from the annotation of a GenBank genome assembly.